AUGCAACCACACAAUCCACUACCCUCAUUGACCCUAAUCGUGGCAACGACCCCAAUCCGCGUCUCAGAAGAAGUAACCCGUCUCGGCAUCGGACUGAAAGGAACACUUCCCUGGCCACGCAUCAAGACCGACAUGUCAUUUUUUGCGCGCGUGACAUCCCGCCCACCUACAGCAGGCAAAACCAAUGCAAUGAUCAUGGGCCGCAAGACCUACGAUUCUGUUCCUGCAUCGUUGCGUCCGCUCGCCAAGCGGACUAGCAUUAUCAUCUCGCGUGACACUACGGGUUCUGUUCAGGAGGGUGUUCGGAAGGAGCUUGAGAAGAGGAAGGAGAAGUUAGCGGCUAAGGCUGCUGAGGCUAAGACUAAGGCGCCUUCUGAGGUUGUUGCGGAUCCUGAGACGGAUGCGUUUGUGGUGCAUAGUUUGGAUGCUGCGAUUCGGGAGUUGGGGGCUCGUGAGGAGUUGGGCAAGGUUUAUGUUAUUGGUGGGGCGGAGAUUUAUAAUGCCAGUUUGAAUAUGAAGAGGGAGGAAUUGCAGGGGAGGGGGUUGAGGGUUGUCAUGACGAAUGUUGUGAGGAAGGAUGGGGAGCCUUUUGAGUGUGAUACUUUCUUCCCGCUGGAUAAGUUGGAUGAAGGCAAUGGGUGGCGGACUGCUAGUCCCACGGAAGUUUCUGAGUGGGUUGGAGAAGAGGUUGAUGGCGAGUGGAAGUCUGAGGGUGAUGUUGAGGUUCAGAUGGUUGGCUUCGAGAAGAUCUAG
Penicillium salamii is the source of this 753-nucleotide messenger RNA. The record is from the annotation of a GenBank genome assembly. NCBI's taxonomy places the organism in Eukaryota, Fungi, Ascomycota, Eurotiomycetes, Eurotiales, Aspergillaceae.